AUGGCGUCGACGACGGUCGUGGCCUGGAUUGGCCUGGGAAACAUGGGCUCGGGGAUGUGUAAGAACAUUGCAGAAAAGGCCAAUCUGUCACACCCUCUCUUGAUCUACGACAUCGUGGAGGAGAGGACACGCGGCAUCCACGAACGACUCGGGCCGCAGCGCACGACCAUCGCGCAGUCCAUCGCCGACGCCACCUCCCAGGCCGACGUCGUCUUCUUCUCGGUCCCCAACGACGACGCGGUCCGGGCGGUGAUGGACCAGAUCCUGGCGGCCGGCGUCGCGGGCAAGGUCGUGGUCAACUGCAGCACCGUGCAUCCGGACACAAGCACACAGGAGGCCGCCGCCGUGCGCGCGGCUGGGGGCAGCUUCGUCGCGUGCCCGGUGUUUGGCAGCGCCAAAAUGGCCGAGGCGGGACAGAUCGUCGCCGUGCUGGCGAGCGACGCCCCCGACGCCCUGGACAAGAUCAAGCCCCUGUGCAAGGGCGUCAUUGCGAGAGAUGCGAUCGACGUGUCCUCCGCCCGAGAGGGUCCCCUGCUCAAGAUCAUCGGCAACAUGUUCGCGCUGAACGUGGUGACCGCGCUGGCGGAGGGCCACGUCCUGGCCGAAAAGGCCGGGCUGGCACCCGCGCAGUUCCACCGCUUCGUCCAGACGCUGUUCCCGGGCCCGUGCGCCGCGUACUCCGAGGCCAUGCUGAACGGUAGCUACCAUCGCAACGAGAAGCCCCAGGCCCCGGCCCUCCUGGCCAAGAAGGACGCCGGCUACGCCCAGCGCCUGGCUACUGAAGCAAGUGUCCGCCUGCGCACGCUCGAGGUCGCUCAGCAUUACGUCGACGCCGUGUUGCGCCAGAAAGGGGACGACGGGGAGAUGGCUGGCGUGUAUGGCGCCGCGCGACUGGAGGCUGGGCUGCUGUAUGAAAAUUGA
Fonsecaea erecta is the source of this 921-nucleotide messenger RNA. RefSeq lists its product as hypothetical. The transcript has 2 exons. Gene Ontology annotation, molecular function: NADP binding; NAD binding; oxidoreductase activity, acting on the CH-OH group of donors, NAD or NADP as acceptor. The coding region runs from base 1 to 921 and encodes 306 amino acids. NCBI's taxonomy places the organism in Eukaryota, Fungi, Ascomycota, Eurotiomycetes, Chaetothyriales, Herpotrichiellaceae. The record is from RefSeq and is a predicted model, not a curated record.